Molecule: messenger RNA, 3600 nt
Organism: Xenopus laevis (African clawed frog)
Lineage: Eukaryota; Metazoa; Chordata; Amphibia; Anura; Pipidae
Gene: nt5dc2.S
Product: 5'-nucleotidase domain containing 2
Exons: 14
Coding region: 137-1936 (599 amino acids)
Molecular function (GO): 5'-nucleotidase activity
Source: RefSeq, a predicted model, not a curated record
GAAAAAAGCACAACAGGCCCCGUCUGCUUAUUUGCCUUUCUCUCAAUUGUACACUGGGUCCUUCUACAACCUGCCCUCUCUGGCACUCAGCCAAUAGGAUUGCAUCUAGGGGAGGGUCUCCCAGUGCUUGUUGUUGAUGCUCAACACCCGCUUUUGUCAGUGUGCUCAGAGCUGCAGAGACAUGGCAGCGUCUUUGGCAGUGUGUAACUUACUGCGUGGCUCUUUGAGGAGGGGGGCUGCUGCCGCCGCCUAUAGUACAGGGAGAGAUGGCUCCCCUUGUCCUGCGCCUGUUCCCUCCGCGGGAUCAGCCACCUCUCAGCUACCCCCUGUCACACCCUCUUCCACUUCCCCCGGGAACCCCACAUCCCCCCAUCUGCAUUCUUCUGGUGCCCUGGCUCCUGGCCGCCGAUUUUCAUCUUCUUCGACUGUCCCAAAGAUUGAUAACAAGAGCUUCCUAUGGUCCCGGUAUGGGGAGAUGAAGAAACUUGUGAAAGACCUCUUGCCUCCUGGGGUGUGUAACCUCCUAAACUCAUCCACUAUCUACGCCAACAAUGAAGUCUGCCUAGGAGACAUAGAAGUCUAUGGGUUUGACUAUGACUACACCCUGGCACUGUAUUCCAGCACUCUACAUUCCAUGAUAUUUAACACUGCCAGAGACAUUUUGGUUGAACAGUACAAGUAUCCAGAUGCAAUCCGCAAGUAUGAAUACCUGCCUAACUUUGCAGUGAGAGGCCUGCAUUACGAUAUUAACAAGGGUGUGCUAAUGAAGAUUGAUGCUUAUCACUACAUAGAGCUAGGCACAGCGUACAGGGGCCUGAAGCCGGUCCCAGAUGAGGAGGUAAUGAAGCUCUACCAGGGAACAAACCACGUACCGCUUCAUCAAGUCAGUGGGUUCUACGGCAAGGGUCCUGCAGUCAAACAGUUCAUGGACAUCUUCUCGUUGCCUGAAAUUACACUGCUGGCUGUUGCCAAUGAUUUUUUUCUCACAAAUGAUAUUGAUUAUGAUCCCAUCCAUCUGUACAAGGAUGUCACAGAUGCAAUCCGAGAUGUCCAUAUAAAAGGCUUCAUGUACAAAUGGAUCAUGCAGGAUCUCGAAAAGUACAUCUUAAGGGGAGACGAGACAUAUGCAGUCUUGCACCGCCUGGCCAGUCAAGGCAAAAAGCUUUUCCUCAUCACCAACAGCCCCUUUAGCUUUGUGGACAAGGGAAUGAAAUACAUGGUCGGCAAGGACUGGAGGGAUUUUUUCGAUGUUGUCAUUGUCCAGGCAGAUAAACCCCACUUCUUCAAUGAUUGUAUCAAACCUUUCCGUCGGCUGGAUAAGAAUGGAGACUUGAGGUGGGAUAAGAUUACAAGUUUGGAGAAGGGACAGGUGUAUAAACAGGGUAACUUGUUUGACUUCAUUCACUUAACAGGCUGGCGUGGUUCUAAGGUGCUUUAUUUUGGAGACCAUCUGUAUAGUGACCUUGCGGACCUUAUGCUGCGUCACGGUUGGAGGACAGGGGCUAUAGUGCCGGAACUAGAGACUGAAACCAAGAUAGUUAACACAGAACAGUAUUCCCAGUCGCUGACUUGGCUGCAAGCACUGACUGGCCUCUUGGAGCGUAUGCAGAAUUUCAAGGACCCAGAGUCUCAGCUGGUACAGCAGGAUUGGAUGAAGGAGAGACACGAGCUAAGGGCUGUAACCAAGAAUCUCUUCAACCCGCAGUUUGGUAGUAUCUUCCGGACCUGCCAUAACCCCACCUACUUCUCCCGUCGUCUCUGCCGCUUUUCAGAUCUUUACAUGGCCUCUAUCAGCUGCCUCUUAAACUAUGACCUAAGCUACACUUUCUUCCCCCGCCGCACCCCUCUGCAGCAUGAAGCGCCACUGUGGAUGGAUCAGCUCUGCACAGGCUGCAUGAAAACUCCAUUCUUGGAAGAGAUGGCCCACAUCCGUUAAUGGGCACUGGAGAAUGCAGUGAGACUUUGGGUGCUGGACUCUGCGAAGAUGGAAGAGAGUAUGAAUGCACCCUGGAGCCAUUUCAUUGAAAAUGCCACUUCUGUGACAUGAAACUGCCAAUGAACUAAAAAAUGCACAAGUGUGAGGAUUUGCUCUGUGCUUGUGUAGAAAAGACAAACUGCACAACAGGGUGUAUUAAUGUCAGAUUUUAUUUCAAGGUCCAUGUCUCCCUGCGGUUGAAAGCUCUUUGCUUAUUUUUACUAAUUCAAAAUUCUAUUGUUCUCUUCUGUAUAGAGAGAGAUUAUUGUGCCCUUGUGUAGCUGUAAUCGCUUCAGUAUUCAAUUGGCUUGCCCAACACAUCAGUGGCGUAACUAGACAUUAAUGGGCCCCAUAGCAAAAUAUUUUUCAGGCCUCCAAAAUGUCUAGAGGUUGACUUGUUUUAUUGAAAUGGCUAUAUGAAUUCCCUCAUGAAGCCCCUAUCCCUCCUGGGCUCCCCUGCAGCCGCAGGGUCCUGCCUUACAUUGUAGUGACCUACAAUAUGUUGCUGUCUGCCUUUGCCUAGUUCACGCAGCUUGUUGUAAAGGCCAUACUAUUUGGGACACUUGCUUUAGACUUCCACCAUCUCUGCUAGCGUUCCAGUCUCUGUACUUGGUAAGCUGAUGGACAACAUCCCAAUUUAGCCAUGUGAAAUAUAUAAGAAUGUGCUAUCUGCCUCCUUCACUACCAACACCUGCUUUCUUCUUCAUAGCUAUCCAUAAAUCAUUCUUGCAACUGACGCAUUUACAUAGCUUCAGAAGGCUCUACUAGAAAGAACAAUAAAGGAAUUUAGUUCUGGAAUCCAUUUGUAUUCAGAAUGAAGAUCCAUUCAAGCUUCUCUGCUGAGCUUUUUUGAUUUUGUGAUUUUUCUUUUGUUCAUUUUUAGACGUUUCUUACCAGUAAUUGCAUUCCAUCGGAUGGGCACACCGAGACCAUUGCAGGAUUGAGUGAUACUACACAUGGACCUUAAUUGUUACUAAAGGGAUGAAAGGAUACGUAGCAGACUAAUGAGCAAUUUUCAGGUGAAGCUGAUAUACGCACAAUUUUUUUUAGCUUUUAAAGAAGUUUUGUUCUCGGCUGUAGCAGUGAAAUCAAGGCAACCUGCAGCUUCAGAUCUAUAUUGAGGGACACUGAAUGUGAUCAUGGUUAGCAGGCUGGUGUUAGUUUUAUUUUCUCCAUGAGGGCACUGUGAGAGAGAUUGACGCUUUCUGAUAUCCUGAACUGUAAUUGCCUCUUUGUUUGAGGGAAUGGAAAGGAAAGCACUUUGCCCUGUGACUAGCAACAGGGUAAAGAGUUUCAAGUCCUCAUAUGGACAUAUCGGCAAACAGAUCAUGUGGUGUGAGAACUUCAGCGGGUGGGGUACUAAUGAAUUGUUCUUAUAUUCCUGCAAUAUUAUGCUGAUUUUUUAUGUAAUGUGAACUGUGUAUUGCAACAAGUCUAAAGUUUGAGUUGUUUUACUAGGAAAGGUUUAAUGUCUAAAAACAGGAUAAUGGGUAUGCGUCUGAUAUACUUGCAUUGUAUAGCUAUGGGCAAGACUCAUUCCCAUUAUUCAUCUGCCACAAACUUUUUUUUUUUAUUCUUUUUUUUUACUGUUGAACAGAAAGCUUGAAAUAAAUGUAUAAAAUCUU